Messenger RNA from Aspergillus udagawae, 393 nucleotides. RefSeq names its product low affinity NH4+ transporter. The record is from RefSeq and is a predicted model, not a curated record. Gene Ontology annotation, cellular component: membrane. Gene Ontology annotation, molecular function: transmembrane transporter activity. The transcript has a single exon. The coding region runs from base 1 to 393 and encodes 130 amino acids. NCBI's taxonomy places the organism in Eukaryota, Fungi, Ascomycota, Eurotiomycetes, Eurotiales, Aspergillaceae.
AUGACGCCCAUCGCCAUAAGCGGGCUAUUUGCUGCGGGCGCCACGGGCCUACUUCUAAACAACUUCCGCGCGUCGAUAGUUAUGCUGAUCUCCAUGACCUUCUUCCUCAUUGGGGGUCUCAUCUUCGCGACGAUGCCUGUGGACCAGACCCACUGGGCGCAGACGUUCGUGGGGAUCAUUGUUCUUCCAUGGGGCAUGGAUUCGUCGUUUCCCGCUGCCACUAUUAUCCUGUGUCGAGCUAUGCCGCCCCAGCAUCAGGGUCUUGCUGCGUUGCUGGUGACUACAUUUGUUAACUAUUCCAUCUCCAUUGGGCUUGGUUUUGCCGGUACUGGCGAGAGCCAGGUCAAUGGUCAAGGGAAGAAUAUCUUGCAGGGCUACCGAGCGGCAUUUUAG